AUGACGACACCUUCUAGGGAACACUGGCCCAAGAAACCUAUUCUUGAUUACUCAUAUGCAGCUAUGAUUGGAAGAAGUUUCCUAACCACCGCGCGCUAUAGUAAAGAUGAAUUCAUACGUAUUAACGUCGGAACUCCGCCAAAUAUCGACACCUUUUAUGUCUCCAAAAUCCGUCUUGCCUACUACUCACCUUACUUCCGUACAUCCUUGAACUUUCCAAGAGAAGAUAGUCAAGUCAUCGAGCUUCCAGAUACUUGUCCCAAGAUAUUUCGUCAUAUCGUUCAAUACAUGAACACUGGAACAAUUAUCAUCCCAGAGUCUGAUGAGGUCAUCGUAGACCACAACUAUUCAGAAAAUACACCAAGGGAACGGCACCUGGAUCUCCCUAUCCUUGUCCCCAUUUGGUUUCUAGCUCACUAUCUUUUGAUUCCUCACAUUCAGAAUAUUGCUAUACACCUCAUGUAUGCACGUGUAACCCAUAGUGGAGACAUACGAGCAUCUAUCGUUGACGAAACGGUUGCUGCGUUGGAUAUUGCAUGUGGUACGGACGGAACUGUGGUCGAAGAAGACAAUAAUGUAAUCGAUCUUUUACAGCGUUGGAUGAAUUGGAUUUCAGAUAUUGGCCCUUGGGCUGACGAUCAAACGGAUCGAAUUUCGGGAAAGGUUUUGGGUAUUAUGGCAGCCAGUUCGCGAGAAAAUGAUAAAUCGCAAGAUUAUAAUGGUUAUUACAUACCAAUGCGAGCUGACAUAGGGCAUGUAUUUCAUUAUUACGUCGAGGACAAGAUUGACGGGGGAGAUGUCGUGGAGGGACUGCCAGAUUUUCCACCCUAUAGAGAUUCAUAUGAAGCUUAG
Molecule: messenger RNA, 852 nt
Organism: Botrytis sinoallii
Lineage: Eukaryota; Fungi; Ascomycota; Leotiomycetes; Helotiales; Sclerotiniaceae
Exons: 3
Coding region: 1-852 (283 amino acids)
Molecular function (GO): protein binding
Source: RefSeq, a predicted model, not a curated record